Ostreobium quekettii is the source of this 3120-nucleotide messenger RNA. NCBI's taxonomy places the organism in Eukaryota, Viridiplantae, Chlorophyta, Ulvophyceae, Bryopsidales, Ostreobiaceae. The record is from the annotation of a GenBank genome assembly.
AUGGAUUCCAGAGCGUCCACGGCCGGGCGGCUUCUGACGCUCUUCGCAUUCUACGUACUAAUCCACUGGACCUCAGGGACCCGCCCCUCCUCGGGCCCUGGAGCCCUGGACUGCGCCCAGCUCCUGUCGAAUUCGAGUUUAAAUCUAAAUUCAAACGAUUUGAACUUGGCGCCGGAGGGGCGGGUGGUUGUUGUGCGGGGCGCCUUGGCGUGCGGCGCAAAGUUUGGUCAACGUGAACGGGUCGUGCUCAACGCGUCAAGGGUAACUUUGCAGGGCCGGCCGGCAGCCACGGACGCAGCCAUAAUGUACUGGCCGGACUGGCGGGAUGCAAUCUCGCUCCAGAACGGGGCCGUGCUGAAAUUGCAGAGCCUGGUGCUGAUCACCGGAGAGGGCGGAUUUCCCAAACGGGAUUCAGAAUCUGGUUAUUCUGAUUUUUCCGAUGUUGUGGAAACAUCGGAGUUUGCGAAUUUUUCGGAUUUCUUGGAAAUUUGCGGCAGCGGCUUCAGAAAGGGCUCUAUCGAGCUGGAGGACGUGCUGGUGGUCGACGGGCGUUGCGGGGGGCAAGGAUCACGGGGCCCAAGAUGGAGUCGGAAAUCGCUGAGAAAGGCUGCCGCUGGCCUUGCUGCUGUCCGCCUCAUUCGAUAUUGCACAUGCCCUGCAUCUGCGGACGGGUUUGCAAUUCCCGGAGGCACCCCUCCCGGCCCCUCCUGCCGCGCCCUACCCUGCUCCCCCACCGCCGGCUGCAGUUCCUUGGGUUCCACCAAUUGGACUGCAGAGCGAAUUUCCCAGCUCGAGAUCUUUGAAUCUGCGAUGUUCUAUUCUGAUGGAUUGAAAUCUACGACAACCUGCGGCGGGGCAGUUCUGAGGGCGGAGAUGCCUGUCGCCCUCGGCGCUGGACUGGCCGGCGGCGGUGCACUCUUGGCCAUGGUCACCAUCUGCCUGUGGACUGCAUUCGGCAAGCGGCGCUGCAAGCGUCGAAAGGAGCUCACCAAGCUGAUGGAUCUGGUAGGAAUCGAGAGCCCAGAAGAUGAGUCAUCCCCUGGGGACCAUGAAGAUGGAUCCCUGGAGGGGUUGUGCCUGUCCCAAGUGGAAUUGGGGUACCCCUUGGGGGAGGGGGGAUUCGGCAAGGUGUACAUGGGUGCAUUCCAGGGGAAAAUGAUCGCGGUGAAAAUCAUCGAUCACGACGGCACCGCGCUGGACGCGCACGGCGUGCUGCUGGAAGCUGCGCUCAGUAGGGACCUGCGUCACCCCAACGUCGUGAUGACGUACCUCAACGAGACACGGCCAUGGGAGGGGGCCAGGGGCCCGCCCGGCCGCCAGGACCCUAAGGAACGGGCCGGAAAAACCGCGAGAUCGGGCCCUGAAGAUGGGGAUGAUGACUUCAGUUACUUGGCGCAGAGGAUGCGGGGGCAGGGGAAGGGGGAGGAAGGGGCGUUCAGGACGUGGAUCGUAAUGGAGUACUGCGAGGGAGGGUCGCUGGCGAGGGCUGUCAGGGAGGGGGCGCUGUUCUACGACGAGGAGAGGGUGGCCCCAAGGUACCCGGCGGUGGUGCUGUGCGCGCUGGACGUGGCGCGCGCCAUGGCACACCUGCACGGAAGGCGCGUCAUCCACGGGGACCUCAAGGCCCAGAACGUCCUGCUGAAGACCGACCCCGCCGACCAGCGCGGUUUCCGCUGCAAGGUUGGCGACUUCGGCCUCAGCCGCGCCAGCCCCAGCGCCACCGCCAUCCGGACCUUCACCUGUGGCACCACCAGAUACUGCCCGCCGGAGCUGCUGAGGGACGGCCUGCUGACGCCAGCAGCUGACGUGUACUCGUUCGGCAUGCUGCUGUGGGAGCUGGUCUCUGGGCGCAAGGCCUUCCAGGACCUGGCGCAGCAGGACAUCGUGGUGGCGGCGGUGGCCGGCAGGCGCCCGCCCGUCCCUCGGCACUGCCCCUCCGACAUCAGGUCGCUCAUCCGCGACUGCUGGGCGGCGGACCGCAAGGAACGGCCGAGUUUUGAGUCUGUUGUGGGGCGGCUGCGGCGCCUGGCGGGGACCUACGCGCCGGGGCUGGCGGAAAGCGGUCCGAGGGAGCAAGCGGGGGAGACCAAACGGGGAGUCUGGCGGCCAGACGUUAAUGGGACGGACAGCAGCUUCUCUUCGGAUGACGGAAGGCCGUUCGUGAGGGACGUAUGCCUGGCAGCUCUGCAGUCGCCGGCCACAGGUUGCCUCCGCGGCUCCCUCUUCCGUUUGGAGAGCAGCAGCGCUAACCUGUGGGACACUCCCACCCCGUGCACGUCCGAGUCCGCGAAGGACCUCGGGGCCCGCGGACCCGCUGGUCAAAGCUCGGUCAACGCUAUCACUGACCAGGUCGAACCACAGCCAACAGUCGGAGGGGCGGCCGGGGAGGCGACGCCCAGAGGCGCAGCGGAAACCGACCCGCCUGCGGAAACCGUGGAGAAGGACGGGGGAAGUCGCUCGAAAGCUGCCACGACAAUCGACGUGAAAGGGGGGCGGAUCUGCGAUCCGGGGACUGUGAAGCGCAGCCCACAAUGGGUGGCGGCGGCAUCCGCCGAUCCAGGCCAGAAAUACGGACUUCAGAAUUCAGGGAAGUUCGGAAAGUUUGGAAAAUUAAGAAAGCUCGAUCGGGAUUCGGACAGCAGUGAAUCUGAUGCCGCGUCCAGUGAGGGCGGCGGGCAGCGCCAGUGUGACGGCCAGCUCCGGGCCCCAAGUGCCCAGGUCCCGUCCGCGGACCUGGGGGCCCGGCCCCGCAGGCCCAGGACCGCCUCCGAACUUUCCGCGGGACCCAAGGAACGGCCCCAAAAAGCCGCGAUGGCCAUCAGGGCCGCGAUGGCCUGCGAGGCGCUGCCGGGAUGGCAGGGAUCGAUUUCUGCGGCGGAGGGCGGGGGCCGAUUGAUUGCCGCGGACGGUGGUGGCCGAUUGAUUUCCGCAUGCCGCAACGACUAUUACGAGGUGAUCAACGCGUUCACGACGUCGAUGAAUGGUUCGGAGGAGGACUGGCCGCCGCCGCCGCCGCCCGUCAGCUUCGACGAGUCGAAUACCCAACGAGUCCUCUCGCGCGUGUCGGAGGACGUGGAGGAGCCGAGGCCCCUGAGCGUGACGCCGAGGUCGCCAUGGUGA